Messenger RNA from Arachis ipaensis, 1752 nucleotides. The record is from RefSeq and is a predicted model, not a curated record. Lineage: Eukaryota; Viridiplantae; Streptophyta; Magnoliopsida; Fabales; Fabaceae.
AUGAGAGGUAUAUGUCUAUUUGGUGAUAAGUCCUUAGUUGCAUUAUAUGAUACUGGAGCUUCGCAUUCGUUUAUUUUGUUUGCUAAAGUUGAGGAAUUAAGUUUGAAAGUGUCAGAGUUACCUUUUGAUAUGCAUGUACAUACUCCGUAUCAGACAGUUAUGAUUAGGUCAGGUUGUAGACAAGUAGGUUUCAAGCUCGAGGGUAUAGACUUUGUGCAUGAUUUGAUCUGUUUACCAAUGGUGGGGCUAGAAAUGAUUUUGGGGUUUGAUUGGUUGUCGAAGAAUCGAGUUUUGUUGGAUUGUUUUGAAUGGACAAUUCGGUUUAUGCCGAACGGAGAAAAUGGAGCGGUGGUAGCUAUGGGAUAUUACCUGAACUCCGUAAUGGUACACUGUAGUGGGAAGGAGUGUCAGGGCUAUGUUCUGUUGGCUGCUAAUGCGUUGGGUGAUGCUCAGAACUUGGAUCAGAUACCGGUGGUUAGAGAAUUUCCAGAAGUAUUCCCGGAAGAUAUCCCUGAGUUCCCACCUCAAAGGGAAAUUGAAUUUGCGAUUGAAUUGGUGCCGGGAGCCGGACCAAAGAAAGAUGGAGGAAUGCGAUUAUGUGUGGAUUACAGACAGUUGAACAAAGUGACUGUGAAGAACAAGUACCCGUUGUCAAUGAUAGAUGACUUGAUGGAUCAAUUACAAGGAGCUGGAGUGUUUUCCAAGAUCGAUUUGAGAUCUGGUUACCAUCAAAUAAGGGUGAAAGAGGAUGAUAUCCCUAAGACUGCGUUUAGAACACGCUAUGGACACUACGAGUUUGCGGUAAUGUCCUUUGGGUUAACGAGUGCACCUGCUGUUUUCAUGGAUUACAUGAACAGAGUGUUUCGUCCCUUUUUGGACAAAUUCGUGGUGGUUUUCAUAGAUGACAUCUUGGUUUACUCUAAGACAGCAAAGGAGCAUGAAGAACACUUGAGGAUUGUGCUGCAAAUCUUAAAGGAGCGGAAGUUGUACGCUAAGUUGUCAAAGUGCGAGUUCUGGAAGGAGGAAGUAAAGUUCUUAGGCCACGUGGUAAGCAAAGGAGGAAUAGCUGUAGAUCCUUCUAAGGUAGAAGCGGUGAUGGAGUGGGAAAGACCGACGACCGUGACGGAAGUGAGAAGCUUCUUGGGUUUAGCCGGAUAUUACCGGAGAUUUAUCGAAGGAUUUUUCUGGAUUGUGCUACCGAUGACGAAGUUAACAAGGAAAGAAGUGCCAUUUGUGUGGACAUCGGAGUGCAAAGAGAGUUUUCAGACUUUGAAGCAGAAGUUAACUUCAGCACCUGUUCUAAUCUUACCGGAACCGCAUGAACCAUUUGAAGUAUAUUAUGAUGCGUCACUGAAAGCAAGUGUUUUGGAUCCUGAUGUAAUACCAGAGACUACUGAGAACAUUAAGAAGAUUCGUGCACGAAUUCUAACUGCUCAGAGUCGACAGAAGAGUUAUGCGGAUCAGAGAAGGAAACCGCUAGAGUUUGAAGUGGGAAAACAUAGAUUCGGGCCGGUGGCGUAUCGAGUCGCUUUGCCACCUCAUCUGUCUAAUUUGCAUGACGUAUUCUACGUGUCACAACUCCGUAAAUACACGUCGGAUGCGGCUCAUGUGUUGGAGCCUGAGUCGGUUGAAUUGAAGGAGAACUUAACUUUCCAAGUAACGCCAGUGAGGAUCGAUGACCUUAGUGUGAAGAAGCUGCGAGGAAAGAAAGUCCCAUUGGUUAAGGUUGCUUGGGAGCGAGCAGAAAUUUAA